AUGGUCUGGCGGAAGUGAGUGCGACGUCGGGUGGCUGCUGUGCUGUGCGUGGCUUCUAACCUGUCGCAUUGAAGCUGUGUUGGUCCGUGGAGAUCAGAUUGUUGCUGCACUCAUGGAAGUGGGAGAGGAGCCACCGAAACCCAUCAGGACCGCGCUGGUGACGAGAGUGGAAAGCUUCAACGCUGCUCAUCGCCUCCAUAGUAAUUGUUUAAGUGCUGAGGAGAAUAAAAGAAUUUUUGGAAAAUGCAACAACCCAAAUGGUCAUGGCCACAACUACAAAGUGGAAGUUACAGUACGUGGGGAGGUCAAUCCGCUCACUGGGAUGGUGAUGAACAUCUCAGACCUCAAGGAGCACAUGCAGGAAUCCAUAAUAAAACCACUUGACCAUAAGAAUCUGGACAAAGAUGUCCCAUACUUCACCAAUGUUGUUAGUACCACAGAAAAUGUAGCUAUCUUCAUCUGGGACAGCCUACAGAAAUACCUCUCACCAAAGUUACUGUAUGAAGUAAAGGUGUACGAAACAGACAAGAACAUUGUGGUUUACCGUGGGGAGUAGGUGAUCCAUUUGCAGUUCUUGCAGAAUUGUGGUCUCCACAGGCUGGUGUCAUGUUCAACUAUGAAUUCCAAUGGACCUGCGUACUGUCCCACACGAUGACACUGAGGUAAAAUGUCACCACUGUACGAUGUUAAAUUCUGUUAACCUGCCAAAAUAGCUCCCCCGCUAGUUAAUGGGCAUUUGCCCCAUUUAGCUCAUCGUCCAGAAAAAUCUGAAAGUGCAUCAUUUUUUUAGUGUCUAGUUGUUCUUCGCGGUUUCCACUACUCUUCCAAGAAGUCUGUUCCAUAUGUUCACUUUGUGUGUGGAGCCAUGCAAAACAAUCUGAUAUCAAUCCUAGGUUUACCUUUUGGUUAAUUUGAAUUUGUGCUCCCUUGUCCUUGUGUUAUGAAUUAUCUUAAAGCAACAAUACCAUGUGUGUGUCACCAUUACCUAAUCCAUGGGGUCAAUAUCUUUGUAGUGGCAAAACAGAGAGAUCACAUUGAUACUUGGCACUCUGUCAUUUUGAUGCAGCUAAAAGAAAAGGAUGAGAAAUGUGAAGAAAUGACAUUUCUGGACUGGUGAAACCAAUAUUUUGAAUUUCAUUCAAAAAAAAGGGUUUACUUGACAGUACUGUAAAUUGGAUAGUACUUGGACAAAUAACUCUAAAGAUUGGGCACUAUCCCAAUAAAAGCUCCACUACCCUUUGCUACAAAUAAGGUCAUCCUUAUGCUUUGUUGAAAAACAUGUUAAGCAUCUGCAAACUGGAGGAGCAGCACAUCAUAUUCUGCCUCAGGACCCUGCAGCCCAAUGGCCUAAACAUGGAAUUCACCAGUUUUAAAAUCUCCCCACCCCGACCUCCUCCCACACCCCACUCUCCCUUGUCACAAAUGGAGACAAUUCUAAAGUUCCUUCCUGUUCCUUUCAUUCACUCAGUCUGAGGUAGCUCCAGAAUGGCACCAUAUAAUGGUAUGACAUAGAGUUUGCUCGAUCUUUCAACAAUUAGCUGAUUAGUUUCUUUGCAAGAGGAUAACUCCUAGCAAUGUUAAGUUUGAAGUAAAUCAUGGGCCAAUUACUUACUAAGUCUCGGCCUGUCCUAUGUAUUGUCAGUAUUCAGGACUAGGAUUCUUAAAUAAAACACAGUGUGAGAGAAACUCGGCAGAUCUAGCAACAUUAUUGUGGAGAGAGAAACAAAGCAAAGCUUUUGAGCCCAAUAUAAUUCUCAAAAACAGCAGGAUUUUAAACUAGAUAAUGGUUAACUGUAGUGCCCAACCUGCUGUCUCAGCCGUCUCAAACAGCACAGAUUCUAGUUGAAAUGUUGUCACUAUGAGCUGUACAUUUCUCUCCAUUCUGACAAUAUCAGGUAAAUAACCAAGUGUGCUCUACUGGAUAAUAAAAUGUGGGGCUGGAUGAACACAGCAGGCCCAGCAGCAUUCUCAGGAGCACAAAAGCUGACGUUUCAGGCCUAGACCCUUCAUCAGAGAUGCUGCUGGGCCUGCUGUGUUCAUCCAGCCUCACAUUUUAUUAUCUUGGAUUCUCCAGCAUCUGCAGUUCCCAUAUCACUGUGCUCUAUUGGAUAUCUGCCUGCUUAAAACUUUUGGGCCUUGAAAUUGAGCUCUCUUACAGAACUGUCAAGCAUACUUUGGCGAGACAGUGAAUACUAGCAGUAAGGUAUAUAUGAGUCGAAAUUUAAAGUAUCUAAUUUUGUGAAAUUCACCAUCAAAUAUGAGCAAAGACAGAGCCUUUUCCUAAAUUUCUUAAAGAAGAAAGCCAGAUACUUGCUUUUCAACCAGACAUGAAGUUGAAUACUGAGAUGCUAGAAAUCUGAAGCUAAGACAGAAAUUGCUGGGGAUCCUCAGCAUUUUUUUUGAUAGAGGAUAGUCUGAUAUCCAUUGCAGGUCACUGGCCUUUUGUCAAAACUUGCUUUAUAAAAUGUCAUCAACUGAAUUAUUAACAAUACUUUCUUUCCUCUACCGAUGGGAUCUGAUCUGCUGAGUGUUUGCAACGCUUUCGAUCUUUGAUGCUGGCUCAGCAUGAUUUCAGAAUGAAGUAUCCACUUGCGAGGUUGUCCAUGUGAACUGAGGACGAUAAUGUUGUCACACCGUGUUCUUGUCCAAAUUUUGAAUGUAGAAACCAUGGAUAGGACCAGCCUAAAAUACUAAACCACUUUCCGUUGGUUAAGAAAACUGCAUCCUUUCAAAAGUGAGAAAUAAGAUUUGUUUCUGUUCCUAAUCUGCCUGCUUUAAAGCCAUUUGACUAAAAGGGGAUAGCUGAAGAGGCAAAUAAUGGUUACCUUCCCAGCCAAACUGGUAUAUGUAUAAAUUGGUAAUUCGAGUGGGACUAUUAUUGUCAAAUAUUUUUGACCUGACGAAAGUUAUUAUCUGCUUGAGAACAUGGACAAAAUGAGAAGUACCACCUAAGAAUAUCAUAAUUUAAAGAUGCAAGUUGUAAUUUUAUUGCUAUGCCUAAGUGAAUCAGAUCAUAUUCUUCAUGAUCUCUCAUUAUAUUUGACAGUAGGGUUGGGAGCUCUUGGGAUCUGAUGUAAUUUAUAGUUUAUUGCACCAAAUUCAAUUUCAAAUAAAUGGAAUGACUUAUCACACCAA
Molecule: messenger RNA, 3135 nt
Organism: Stegostoma tigrinum
Lineage: Eukaryota; Metazoa; Chordata; Chondrichthyes; Orectolobiformes; Stegostomatidae
Gene: pts
Product: 6-pyruvoyltetrahydropterin synthase
Exons: 6
Coding region: 113-556 (147 amino acids)
Biological process (GO): tetrahydrobiopterin biosynthetic process
Cellular component (GO): mitochondrion
Molecular function (GO): 6-pyruvoyltetrahydropterin synthase activity
Source: RefSeq, a predicted model, not a curated record